AUGACCAAACCUGGAGGCGGCUCUUCUUCCUCUCCUCCAGAUGAAUCUUCCUUCAGCCAAACUCGUGAUAUGCCUUCGCAGCUUCCAGGCCUGCGUAUUGCUCCGUUACGCCAGCCGGUCACCCGCAUCUUGAAUUCGCCAAUACCCAGCAAGUCUGAAAUCACCACUGGCACUCCAUCCACGACAGCCACAACGGCAGCCUUGACUACGACAUCUGGUGGAACUAGUCUUCCGGAAAGGCUGCCUACGUUAGAAGAAUUCCUGAACGCUGCUCGCACGACAGAUGCUGAUCUCGGCCCUUUCAAUGUCGAUUCGAAUAUCCCUCCUCCGCCGAAAACAAUCCUUCCUGCGUUCAUCAACCUGCAAGCAGUAGAGAAACUACCGUAUGUGUUUGACCAAAAUGGCCUGGCUAAACGCCGACGUCUCGAUGUAUCUGGGGAUCACUUUGCUAGCGAACACCUUCAGCUCCCUGUUCCACAGACACAGCAGAACGACAAGAAGCUGCGACCUUUUGGUCCAUAUGCUAUUUUAAAUGGGCUUAACGAGCCACCGCCAAAUGCUGCUCUGUUUCCGCCCAUUGAACCUGGGUCUUUGCCGCCUAUGUUGUCCAGACCUGCUGCAAAUGAGUCCGAAUCGAUGCCGCCGGAGAGACAACUGGAGAAACAAUCAGACAAACGAGAGUUGAGAUUGGAGGAGAUUCUCGAUUCGAACAGGUUGGACGAACCAGUCGAUGAAUUGAAUCCAGCUACUGGCCAGAAAGGCGAUCCUGGCGAACCGUCCACCACACUAGACGCACCUCAAGCGAAGUCUGGCGAACCUAAUGAUCCCAUGUCACCUAAGACUCGAGGCCGCUCGCGUAAGAAUCUUCGCAGAUGGACCGAACAAGAGACGACAGAUUUGCUGAAAGGUGUUGUGAAAUGCGGUAUCGGCAAUUGGACAGCAAUAUUGCAACAGCCAGAAUUGAACUUUAACAAGCGCACCGCCUCCAAUCUCAAGGACCGGUUUCGGGUCUGCUGUCCUUGGGCAUACGGGGCAGCUGAUCCUAACGAAGCAACGAGGCAAAUCCAAGAUACUCUAGCUAAUGCAUUGAUAAAUGCCGAAUCGCUUUCUUCAGGAGCUGGUGGAAAGAUCCUCCUUCCUGACCCACGCCCAAAAGAUAACGCACCCGUCGACCCUGUUGAAUCAUCUGCAUCUAAACUAAACGAACCGUCGCCAACAACUAGACCAAAACAAUCGCUUUCAGUAUCAAAGUCUCCUCUAUCCCAGUCGCACAAAUCCAAGUCCACUUUGUCGUCUUUAGGUAUCCCAGAACCGUAUUUCACUAUCAAAUCAAAACGCCGCUCACGCCGUCCCUUUACUUCUGUCGAAGAUGAAGCAUUACUCAAAGGUUAUGCGGUCCAUGGCUUUCAAUGGACACUGAUCCAGCAGGACAAACAUCUUAACCUCUCACAUCGGAAAGCGACAGAUUUGCGGGACAGAUUUCGAACAAAAUUCCCCAGUGCGUACCGCGAGGGUGGUAGUGUCAGUGGGAAGAGUAUUGAAGCAUGGCAACCUCUGUCUGUAGACUCAAAAUCUCCCUCAAAUAUGACUCCACCGGCCUUGUCUGCAUCGCACCGGAAACGACCGCCAGCAUCAGCAACAUCGUCGUCGUCGUCGUCGUCAUCGGCAUCAUCAAUGCCGCCGCCACCACGAUCCAAAUCUGCCCCCGAAAAGAGACGUGAAGCAUCGGCUUCAUCUGUGACUGAGUCAAUGUCUCAUUCCAACUCGCUUCUACCGCCGUUGCCGCUGAGUCAACCAGGCAUGCUGAUGGAUGCUAAUGGUACCGCAGGGAGUAAUAAUAGUAGCAGUACAGGAGGAAGCCUUUCGUUUUCCAUGGAUGAUACUGCUAUAGGAGCAUCGUCGUCUGUAUUAAGCACAAAUCCAGGAACAAGUACAGGGAAUAGAAGUAAUGGUAACAACCCUACUGCUUCUGUGACUACAUGGGUGGAUAACACAUUACCGCCGUUGAAUUGGGAUGAUCUAACGUAA
Messenger RNA from Talaromyces proteolyticus, 2028 nucleotides. RefSeq lists its product as uncharacterized. The record is from RefSeq and is a predicted model, not a curated record. The transcript has a single exon. Bases 1 to 2028 code for a protein of 675 amino acids. Lineage: Eukaryota; Fungi; Ascomycota; Eurotiomycetes; Eurotiales; Trichocomaceae.